AUGAUUGUUCUGAUACCACAUGCACAUAAAAUACUUUUGGUCAUCAUCCUAGAAUGUUUGAAAUCAUUCCUUGAACAAGAAAUAGCUAAAGAACAGAUUGGCUUUAGAAGUGGAUAUGAUCCUUCUCCUGCUGUUAUCAAAAGUAGACCUGAACACACAUCUAAUAAAACUGGUGGUAUUGUUGUGCUCUCAUGUGAGGUAAUGGGAAAUCCUGUUCCAAAUGUUAUUUGGAUGAAAACUAAUGUGAACAACAAAACCAUUCAAGUACCUGAUGAUGACAGUAGUAUUUCAUCAUUGAUUCGUGGGGGUCCAGAACCGCAUGAGAAAACUGCUUGGAUUCAAAUUAUUAAUUUGCAUAAAGUUCAUGAAGCUGACUACACCUGUGUUGCUUUCAAUGAGUUAGGUAAAGAUAAAGCAACUGCCCGUGUCAAGGUCAAGGAUGGAGAACACAAAAGAAGAAGAACUAAGCGAAAAAAUCCUGAAGUAAAUUAAGUUUGUUUUCGCAAUAUUUCUAAAACAUGAAGAAGAAAAGCAGAUAAUCUAUUGACAAGAUGUUAUUAAUUCAUAAUGUACUCUAUGAAUUAAACUUGUCUCUAUAAUUCAGAGACACUAUAUAUAAUUUAGAGAAAAUAAAUAUAAACUGAUGUAAUACUGCAAUUAAACAUGAUAGCAAUUUUAAUCACAUGCUAUAUAUAGGUUUUCCUUAUAGAUACAAAAUUUCUGUUUUUCUGUUAUUUUGUCAAAAAUUCAAGUAAAAUUUCUGAAAUAAUUUGAAAAUGAAUUAUAGAAAUGUCUUUUUCACGAAUUGUCUUCUUUUACUUCCUUUACGAACAAAAGCAAGUGCAUGCCUGAGAUUUAUUAAAUGUAUUAAAAUCAUGGAAGAAAUUAAAUUUCAUAAAAAAUUUUUUAGAGAAAGUAAACUAGGAAAUAAUUUUAUCUCCUCAACCAGAAAAAAAACCCAAAAAACAACCUCAAAUAAAAUAUAAUCUUACCCAUUCUGUGGAUGAAAUCUCUUUAAUUUCACCACAGACAGAAAUUCUAGACAAGAAUUUGUAGAUGGAUAAUUAGUGUUAAUAAGACUUUCAUUCAAAGGGACAUAUGAGCUCACCACAGAUUAUCUAUUUAGUCUUCUAUGGUUUGAAUAGAAGAAAAUAUAUAGCUAUCCCCAUAACAGUUUCAUUUAACCAUAUGCUAAUUUGUUCAAAGAUUAAUAUUACAUCUUGUUAAUAAUCAUGACCUAUAUGAUAUCACCAACGGAUUUUCAGCUAUAAUAAAAUACUAAAAUAUGUAAUUUAUAUCUAAAACCUUUGUUUAGAGUCAUCAUUUUGAUGUGCUUGUUAUGUUCAAAAUUUUGCAUCAUCUACAAGUAUCUAACCACUAAUAGCUUUUCUUUUAUAAUUUAUUCGAAUUAUAUUUGAAUAUUUAGUAGCACAAGCUAUAUCAUUUGAUAUCACAUAAAACAAAGGGUAUUCAAAAAUUUGUUGAUACUGCAACAAAGCUAAACAACUGUUAUUUGAAAUAUCUAUAUCAUGAGGUAACUCUGGAAUUCCAAUUAACUAAUUGAAAGUUACCACUGAUGUUUGUUCAUAUGAUAAUAGAUUUUUUUAAGAGAGUUAAUGACAGUAUAGACCAUAACAGUAUUGAUAAAGUAGUAUACUUUGUUUUAAAUAACAGAAAUGCCAGCAAAUCUAUGGUCUGUCUCAAUUGAGGUUAGGUUGCAGUAUUGAAAUAACUAAAUAUAAAUGUAUUGAAAGUAAGUUUAUGAAACCUGUUUAAAUAAAAUUGAAGUGAAAAAGUAAAAAUGAAAAA
Messenger RNA from Octopus bimaculoides (California two-spot octopus), 1809 nucleotides. Its product is annotated as insulin-like growth factor-binding protein-related protein 1. The record is from RefSeq and is a predicted model, not a curated record. Lineage: Eukaryota; Metazoa; Mollusca; Cephalopoda; Octopoda; Octopodidae. Gene Ontology annotation, biological process: regulation of cell growth; regulation of signal transduction. Gene Ontology annotation, molecular function: insulin-like growth factor binding. Gene Ontology annotation, cellular component: extracellular region.